Molecule: messenger RNA, 1251 nt
Organism: Magnusiomyces paraingens
Lineage: Eukaryota; Fungi; Ascomycota; Dipodascomycetes; Dipodascales; Dipodascaceae
Exons: 3
Coding region: 1-1251 (416 amino acids)
Biological process (GO): gluconeogenesis; glycolytic process
Cellular component (GO): cytosol
Molecular function (GO): ATP binding; phosphoglycerate kinase activity; ADP binding
Source: RefSeq, a predicted model, not a curated record
AUGUCUCUCCAGAAUAAGCUUUCCAUCACAGACCUCGACCUCAAGGGCAAGAGAGUCUUCAUCAGAGUCGAUUUCAACGUCCCUCUCGAUGGUACUACCAUUACCAACAACCAGAGAAUCGUUGCCGCUCUCCCCUCUAUCAAAUACGCUAAGGAACAAGGCGCUAAGGCUAUCAUUCUUGCUUCCCACCUCGGCAGACCUAACGGUGAGGUCAACCUCAAGUACUCCCUUAAGCCCGUUGCCGCUGAGCUCGAGAAGCUCCUCGGUGAGAAGGUGACCUUCCUCCCCGAUGCUGUCGGCCCUGAGACUGAGGCCUACGUCAACAAGGCCACUGAUGGUGAAAUCAUUCUCCUUGAGAAUGUCCGCUUCCACAUUGAGGAAGAGGGUUCUAGAAAGGUCAAUGGCGUCAAGGAGAAGGCUGAUCCCGCCAAGGUUGAGGAAUUCCGCAAGUCUCUCACCCGUCUUGCUGAUGUUUACGUUAAUGACGCCUUUGGCACCUCCCACCGUGCCCACUCCUCCGUUGUCGGUGUCGAGCUUCCUCAGCGUGCUGCCGGUUUCCUUGUGAAGAAGGAACUCACCUACUUUGCUAAGGCUCUUGAGCACCCCGACAGACCUUUCCUUGCCAUUCUCGGUGGUGCUAAGGUUUCCGACAAGAUCCAGCUCAUUGAUAACCUUAUCCCCAAGGUCAACACUAUCAUCAUUGGUGGUGGUAUGGCUUUUACCUUUAAGAAGACCCUUGAGAAUGUCAAGAUUGGCAACUCUCUUUUUGACGAGGCUGGCUCCAAGAUUGUCGCUGAUCUCGUGAAGAAGGCCAAGGAAAACAAUGUCGAGAUUGUUCUCCCCGUUGACUACGUCACUGCUGAUAAGUUUGACAAGGACGCUAAGGUUGGCUAUGCUACCGAUGCUGAGGGUAUUCCCGAUGGCUGGCAGGGCCUUGACGUCGGUGAGAAGUCCUCUGAGCUUUUCGCUGCCGCUGUGGCCAAGGCCAAGACCAUCUUGUGGAACGGUCCCCCAGGUGUUUUCGAGUUUGACAACUUUGCUACUGGCACCAAGAAGCUGCUGGAUGCUGUUGUUGCUGCCGUUGAGGGUGGUGCUACCGCCAUUAUCGGUGGUGGUGACACUGCCACCGUCGCUAAGAAGUACGGUGCCGAAGAUAAGCUCUCUCACGUCUCGACCGGUGGCGGUGCCUCCCUCGAGCUUCUUGAGGGUAAGGUCCUUCCAGGUGUCGCUGCUCUUUCCGACAAGGCUUAA